Aplosporella prunicola CBS 121167 is the source of this 1296-nucleotide messenger RNA. RefSeq lists its product as uncharacterized. Lineage: Eukaryota; Fungi; Ascomycota; Dothideomycetes; Botryosphaeriales; Aplosporellaceae. The transcript is spliced from 2 exons. The record is from RefSeq and is a predicted model, not a curated record. The coding region runs from base 1 to 1296 and encodes 431 amino acids.
AUGCCCGUCUAUAUUGCCGUUCAGGCUCUCUUCGAUGGCGUCUCGAGCAUACCAUAUGCCUGGCCUGUCAUCAAAGCUGUGCCAUGGCUUGCUCUACUAUAUUUCCUGAAAAUCUACUUUGGCGGCGCCACGAACACCUCCGAACGAAAGAUGCACUCGAAGGUGGUCAUGAUCACGGGUGGCACCGCUGGUGUUGGCGCGCAAGUCGCUCGUGAAUUGGCAAUCCGCGGAGCUCAGCUAGUCCUCCUGACCCAGCAUGAGCUCUCCGAUCCUUUCCUCGUCGACUAUAUUAUGGACAUGCGAGCCCAAACCAAGAACCAUCUUAUCACCGCCGAACAUUGCGACCUCUCUUCUCUGCAUAGUAUCCGCCUGUUCGCUACCAAAUGGGUAGACAAUGCUCCCCCUCGCCGCCUGGACAUGAUCGUAUUAUGCGCCAACACCCUGACUCCCCCAGGGGGUAAGGCAACCACAACGAAGGAUGGGCUCGAGUCAAGCUGGGGACUGAAUUACAUGGCCAACUUCCACCUCCUCAGUAUACUUAGUCCCGCCAUCCGAGCACAACCUGCCGACCGAGACGUCCGGAUUCUUUUCAGCACUUGCAGCUCGUACAUGGGAGGCCAACUACCAGGACUUGAGGCGGCCAACAAGGAUGACAAGAAGACUGUGAAGCCAAAACCGAAGAAGGGCGGUCGGGCUCCUGAGCCUGUCAAAUUUGCGGCCUCCUCCGCAUUUGCGACAUCGAAACUCGCUAUCAUGACCUUCGCCUCAGCGUUCCAGAAACAUCUCUCGACAUAUGUGCGCUCCGACAAGAUGCCAAUGAAUGCGCGUGUGUUCGUUAUCGAUCCAGGCUUCAGUCGGACGCCUGGUAUGCGCCGGUACCUUACCUUCGGCAGUCUUUGGGGCUUAGCGUUGUACUUGGUGAUGUGGCCGCUGUGGUGGUUGCUCCUGAAAAGUCCUCAACAAGGUGCACAGACUUACCUCUGGGCAGCCAUGGAUGUUCAACUCGGACGUACAGAGGGUGGUAAGUUCCUGAAAGAAUGUCGAGAGGUUAAAUUCAUGAGGUCGGAUGUACAAGACGAAAAAGUGCAAAAGGAUCUAUGGGAAGCUACCGAGAAGACCAUAGAGGCUUUGGAAAAGAAAGGCGCAAUGGAGCGCGCAAAACAGAAGAAAGAAAAGGAGGAAGCGGAGAAGACCAAAAAGGCUGCCGAAAAGAGCUCCGAGAAGGAAGGCGAGGCACUCAACGGAGAUAAUGAGGCGAAGAAGCCUGGUUCUAGGCGAAGCAGAAAAGCAGCUUGA